AUGUCAGCAGCGGCAGGAGGUCUUACCCGACGCCGUGGAGGCGGAGGUGCCGCGGCCGGCGAUGGUGAGGCCAGCAAUGGCGCCAGCCGGACCAACUCAACGCCCAACAUCAAGGAUAGCGCCCCCGAGACGAGCUACGAGAGCGGCGAGAACGGCCACAAGAUCGCCUUCGACCCCCGCGACAUCAGCGAGAGCGCCGAGCGCAGCAAACAACCCAAGCUGACGUUGAUGGAGGAGGUUCUGCUCCUCGGUCUCAAGGACAAGCAGGGUUACCUGUCAUUCUGGAACGACAACAUCUCAUACGCUCUGAGAGGAUGCAUCGUCAUCGAACUCGCAUUCCGCGGUCGCAUCAGCAUGCAGAAGGAUGCCUCGAGAAGACGUUUCCCCCUCGCGGAUCGCGUCAUUGAGGUUAUCGACGACACCCUGACAGGCGAGGUCCUGCUCGAUGAGGCAUUGAAGAUGAUGAAGCAGAGCGAGAAGAUGAGUGUCAGCUCUUGGAUCGAUCUGAUGAGCGGAGAGACCUGGAAUCUGAUGAAGAUCGGAUACCAAUUAAAGCAGGUUCGCGAGCGCCUGGCCAAGGGUCUAGUCGAUAAGGGCAUCCUCCGCACCGAGAAGCGCAACUUCCUGCUGUUCGAUAUGGCGACCCACCCCGUCGCCGACGGAGGUGCUAAGGAGGAGAUUCGCCGCCGCGUCCGCAACGUUUUGACCCAGCGUACUGUCGUCCUCCCCGCAUCCCAAUUCCUGCCCGAGAACCUCGAAUUCCGUUACGUCCGUACUCUUGCCAUGGUGUGCGCCGCCUACGCUGCCAACGUGCUCGAGAACGCCCUGAGCACCCUCGGCCACGAGGCCCGCGAGCGCGCCUUUGCCCAGACAGACGAGCUUCUCGCCGACUACAGCCAAUGGCCUUUUGGAAAGAAGGCUACCGGCAACGGUAUCGGUGCCAACCUGCCUCAAGUCAUCGCAGACGAAAUCAGCAAGGGCAAGGAUAAGGAGCUGCAACUCGAAGUUGUGGCUGCCUGUCUUAGUGUCUUCACCCGUCUUGAUUCCCUCUUGUAA
Molecule: messenger RNA, 1056 nt
Organism: Colletotrichum abscissum
Lineage: Eukaryota; Fungi; Ascomycota; Sordariomycetes; Glomerellales; Glomerellaceae
Exons: 4
Coding region: 1-1056 (351 amino acids)
Biological process (GO): retrograde vesicle-mediated transport, Golgi to endoplasmic reticulum; Golgi to plasma membrane protein transport; Golgi vesicle budding
Cellular component (GO): cytosol; Golgi cisterna; trans-Golgi network
Molecular function (GO): phosphatidylinositol-4-phosphate binding
Source: RefSeq, a predicted model, not a curated record